AAGGCAGCAGGUGAUGUGAAAGACCUCUGUUUGAGACCCUGGAGAGCUCCUGCCAGCCUAUGUAGAAGUGCGGACCUUAAUGGACCAAUGGUCUGCCUAGCAGCUUCCUGAGUGUUCAUAUGUCUGUAGUCUGAAGCAGAAGAUUUGGAGGUGUUCAACUUCUCACUAAAAGCAAGUUGCUCUGUGCUAAGCCUGGGAUCAGCUCAUCAGCAAGCAGUUCUCCUGGAGGGCUACUCUGAAAAGCAUGCAAGAGGGUGUGGUAUGUUAUGGCCCACUGCCUCAAUCACUCCGCCUUUAACGCAUUUCCUGUUCAGGUUCUACCUUCAAAUUAAAUUUCCUGAGCUGUAAAGGACUGCUCCACGCACAGAUGUAACCUCCUCAGAUGUGAAAAAAAAAUCAAGAUCUUCAUCAAAAAAUAAACCUCAAGCAUUCCUUAUGGCUAAAGAAAUGAUUGAGAUGACCACUGUGUUUGCCUACGAUGAAUCCGCCAUUGCAUGUGACCAAGUGGACAUCUACAUGCUUGGGAAAACCUAUGUACCAUUACUUUAUGGGCUUGUGUUUAUGAUUGGGCUGGCGGGAAAUCUCCUGGUGGUUUUUAUCAUUGUGAAAGGUGGGCAGCAAAAGAGCAUCACAGACAUAUUUCUCUUGAACUUAGCCAUCUCUGAUCUUCUCUUUGUGAUUUCUCUGCCAUUUUGGGGUUAUUAUGUGGUACAUGGAUGGACCCUUGGGAACCUUUCCUGCCGAAUAGUUUCCUCUUUCUAUUCUAUAGGUUUCUUUGGAGGCAUGUUUUUUAUUACCAUCAUAAGCAUUGAUCGGUAUCUGGCGAUUGUCCAUGCAACCAUCUUCAUGAAAGCCAGGACAACCAGGCAGGGAUUCCUCACAAGCCUUGUGGUAUGGGUGCUGGCAAUUUUGUGUGCAGCUCCCCAGUUUGUAUUCAUACAGAAGGCAGGGAGUAGAUGCGUCUCUCAGUAUCCUGAAUAUCUGGAGGAUACCUGGCCCGUUUUCUGCAAUUUUGAAAUCAACAUCAUAGGGUUUCUUCUCCCAAUGUGCAUUAUGAGCAUCUGCUACUUCAGGAUCCUUAGAACCUUGUUUACCUGCAAAAACCGCAGGAAAAGAAAGGCCGUGAGGCUGAUUUUACAGGUGGUGCUUGUGUUUUUCCUAUUUUGGACCCCACACCAGGUAUUGGUUCUUCUGCAAACAUUAAAACUUUACAAUGUCUUUGAGAGCUGCAACGUCUUAAGACUUCUGUAUUAUACUAUGUUUGUGACGGAAACCCUGGCCUUUAGUCACUGUUGCCUUAACCCAAUCAUCUAUGCCUUUGCUGGUGAAAAAUUUAAAAAGUACCUUUCUUACUUGGUUCUCAAAAGCCUCUCAUUCAUUUGUUUCUGUGGGCCUUGUGGCCACUACCAUGGCAGAGCUCCUGCUUCCCUUACAGAGACUGUCCCGACCAGCAAUCAGACCCAGAACACCAGUGACCAAGAUGGCUCGGUCUUGCUCUGACUACUGCAGAAUAUUUGAUGUCUUGAGCUCAUACAUACCACAUCUGUUGCUUUCUUGCUUUUGACAAAGCAUCAACAUCUGUACAUCACCUAUAACCUACCACUUAUUCUCUUCAAAGACAGAAAUUUGUCUCCCAUGAA
Molecule: messenger RNA, 1640 nt
Organism: Eublepharis macularius
Lineage: Eukaryota; Metazoa; Chordata; Lepidosauria; Squamata; Eublepharidae
Product: CX3C chemokine receptor 1-like
Exons: 4
Coding region: 436-1500 (354 amino acids)
Biological process (GO): immune response; chemotaxis; G protein-coupled receptor signaling pathway
Cellular component (GO): membrane
Molecular function (GO): chemokine receptor activity
Source: RefSeq, a predicted model, not a curated record